AUGCCAUCAGAAACCAUCAUAAUAACAGGCGCAUCCUCCGGUCUCGGUCUCGCAUUCGUUCAGUACUAUGCCUCCCUCCCAACACCGACAAACAUAAUAGCCAUAGACAACCGGUCAUUCCCUCCCCAAAUCGCGGAACGAUAUGGAGCCGUCAUUCGUUCCCACCAAAUCGACAUUACCUCAGCCCAAAAGAUCCAAGACCUCGCGUCUACUCUGGAGUCUGCCCCAAUAAGCCUCAUCAUCCACUGCGCGGGCAUCAGAGGGCUCGUUCCAAGAAUCGUCGCCCAACAGAAACAGGGCGACAAGAAUGUCGCCGCGACCGAGACGCUGGAGGCUAUGAAUCACGAGACUAUGAUGAAGACGUUUGAGAUCAACACUUGGGGCACUUUCAAUGUCUUAAGAGCGUUCUUACCACAACUCCGAUCAGCCGCCGCUCAAUCAUCAAAACCCAAAGUCGUCAUUUUAUCCUCCCGGAUGGGCUCCAUAUCGGCGAACACAGCGGGUGGCGGAUACGCGUACCGAGCCAGUAAAGCGGCGCUGAAUGCGGUGGUGAAGAGUCUUACUAUCGAUGUACCCGAUGUGCAAUUUUUGAUGCUGCAUCCCGGAAGAGUAGAAACGAGGUUAGUGGAGUGGAAAGAAGAAGGGGCGAUUGGGGUCGAGGAGAGCGUGAAGGACUGUAUGAGGGUUUUGGAAAAGAUGGAUGAAGAAAGGUGGGAGAGUGGGAGGUUAGUCGAUCGUUUCGGGGUGACCAUUCCUUGGUAG
Molecule: messenger RNA, 762 nt
Organism: Alternaria metachromatica
Lineage: Eukaryota; Fungi; Ascomycota; Dothideomycetes; Pleosporales; Pleosporaceae
Exons: 1
Coding region: 1-762 (253 amino acids)
Molecular function (GO): oxidoreductase activity, acting on the CH-OH group of donors, NAD or NADP as acceptor
Source: RefSeq, a predicted model, not a curated record